Molecule: messenger RNA, 2063 nt
Organism: Vespa velutina
Lineage: Eukaryota; Metazoa; Arthropoda; Insecta; Hymenoptera; Vespidae
Product: G/T mismatch-specific thymine DNA glycosylase-like
Exons: 1
Coding region: 821-2014 (397 amino acids)
Biological process (GO): base-excision repair, AP site formation
Cellular component (GO): nucleus
Molecular function (GO): mismatch base pair DNA N-glycosylase activity
Source: RefSeq, a predicted model, not a curated record
CUCUCUCUCUCUCUCUCUCUCUCUCUUUCCUCCCCUUUCCAAUCUUUACAAAUCCCAAAGGUGAGUAUGAGUUACAUAAUUGUAAAUGUGAAGUAAUUUCCUAGAUCGGAAGAUUACACGAUUUGGAUACGAUCAGUGGCUUUCUAGCAGAUAGAUUAAUAUAAAUGCAUUGUGCAAGCAUACUAUACAAUUAUCUCCAGUGCCAUUAUAUAUCCCAUAUUCUUGAAGAGUCUCGUUCACACUAAAACAUCGAGUUGAGAAUAUGAGUGAAUGAGGAUAUCAUAAAAUCGGUGAAAAUAAGUGUAUCUUUGUCAAAAAAAAAAAGAAAAAAGAUAAUAAGGUUAUAAAAAUUUCAGUGAAAAACGUUUGAAGUGUUGAUGUCAACGAAAUUAUUUUAUCAUACAUUACCUAUGCAAUUUUACAUUUUAUUUAAUUUACGUUAUCAACAAUGACAAAUCUUGUCGAUUAAUGUAAUUGCAAUUACAACAAAAAUUCAUUUAUGUCCGAUUAAUCUCGCAAAAAAGUAAUUUAAAAAUGGCCAGUGUGCGCAUGCGCGGUUAUAGAAUUAAAGGCAGGAAUAAUUCUUGAAGGACUGUAUUGGCGAUUAGGAUUAGUUGAUAUAUUUUGUAUUUCUACGAAGAAUUUGUAAUUGUAUAUAAUAAUGAUUUACUAUUAUGACAGUGUGGAAUUGUGUAAUUAAAAAUGAGAUUAUUUUACUUUAGAAAGGCAUGCUAUUUUUAUUAAUUAAUUGAUUAUGUAAAUAUAGAAUGAAAGUGAAAAAAAAAGUUAUAUAUGUUCAUAUUAUUAUAAACUUUAACUGAUGAUUUUUCGCAAAAUUAUGUCAUCCCUUGCGUUGAAUAAACUUAAAAAGAGGACAGUAUCAGAUGUGAUUAAAAAGCCUAAAAGAAAAGUUGAUAGAUUCGAUGGACUUACUGUGGAAGAAGUUCAAAAGUAUACUCUACCUGACUAUCUCAAGGAAAAUCUUGAUAUGGUCUUUAUCGGUAUAAAUCCAAGUUUGAUGGCAGCCCAUCGUGGCAAAUAUUAUGCAGGUCCUGGUAAUCAUUUUUACAAGCUUUUAUAUGGAUCAGCCUUAAUUCCAAAAUGUAUCAGUUUUGAGGAAGAUCACAAGUUAUUACAAUAUGGAAUUGGAUUAACAAAUAUAGUCACAAGACCUACUAGAUCUUCUGCGGAUCUAAAACGAACAGAAAUCAAAGAAGGCGCUAAGAUUGUUGAAGAGAAAUUGAGGGUAUUUAAACCAAAAAUUGCUAUUUUUAAUGGAAAGUGUAUUUAUGAAGUAUAUUCUAAUAAAAAUAGUAAAUCACCAUUUCAUUUUGGAUUGCAAUCAGAACUCAUAGGGGAUACUGCUGUUUGGGUUGUACCUUCUAGCAGUGCUCGUUGUGCUAAUUUUCCUCGAAUGAUAGACAAAUUACAUUUUUAUUCUGCAUUAAAGAAAUAUUUGAAAUUUUUAAAGGGUGAAAUCAAAGAGAUUGAUGUAAGUGAAUUUUUCUUUGAAAGAAAAUGCAAACAAUUUAUACCAAGUACCUCUAAAAUGUGGAGACGUAAAAAUAUAUCAGCUUUCUUGCAUGGUGGCAGAAUAGCCAAUAAAGAUACUAUUUAUUUAGAUACUUCAGAUGAAAAUAUAGCAAUUGCCUGCAGCACGGAAUUUAUUGUUAAAGAAUUAGAGCAGAAGAAAUAUAAUGAUGACAAAAAUGAAGAGGAAGAGCAAUUGAAAAUACAUGACUGCUCUUUGAGAGAAAAUUUCAAAUCAACAAUUAAUGAAACAUUUAAUGAAAAUGUUGAAGAUAAAUUACAGAAGAAUACUGAACCUAAAUCUGCAAAUGUAAACAAUGAAAUUAAAUGUAACAAAAAACCUAAAAAAAAUAAAAGACCUUCUCCUAAAAAUGUUCAUGUAAAAAGAUUAUCUAAAACAAAUGAUUCGUUGGAUUUUGUUAAAUUAAUAAAACAAAGACUUUUAGAAAAAGCAAAUGAUGUUAAAGCUAUAAAAAAAAAUUAGAGAUUCUCAAAAAUGAAAACUGUAAACUAAUAAAUAUUCGUACGCUUUA